UAAUUUUUCUCUACCCUUAACCAUAUAACUUUUAUUGCAGAAAUUGGAAUGGGAUUAACAGGAUUUGGAGUGUUUUUCCUGUUCUUUGGAAUGAUUCUCUUUUUUGACAAAGCACUACUGGCUAUUGGAAAUGUUUUAUUUGUGGCUGGCUUGGCUUUUGUAAUUGGUUUAGAAAGAACAUUCAGAUUCUUCUUCCAAAAACAUAAAAUGAAAGCUACAGGAUUUUUCCUAGGUGGUGUAUUUGUAGUCCUUAUUGGUUGGCCUUUGAUAGGCAUGAUCUUCGAAAUUUAUGGAUUCUUUCUCUUGUUCAGGGGCUUCUUUCCUGUGGUUGUUGGCUUUAUUAGAAGAGUGCCAGUGCUUGGAUCCCUCUUAAAUUUACCUGGAAUUAGAUCAUUUGUAGAUAAAGUUGGAGAAAGCAACAAUAUGGUAUAACAACAAGAGAAUUUGAAGACUCAUUUACAAUAUUGUAUUAUUUAUAAAAUUCUUUGAAGAAUAUUCAGCACAAAAUUAAAUUACAUGAAAUAGCUUGUGAUGUUCUUUACAGAAGUUUAAAAGGUGUAGCCUACAAAGUACCAACAGCAAUUAGUAAAGAAGCAAUGAAAACAGGCUUCUAAUCAUGUGAUCUAAGAAGUCAGCAAGCAAACUGAGGGAGAUGAAAUCCAUGUUACGAGGCAUAUUGAAACUCUAGAAGGCUAUUUUUAUUAUCUUUCCAAAAUGUGCAGAACACAGCCAUUCUUAGAGAACUGUGGUGUCUGUUACUUUUCUUUUUACUAUUAUUAUUAAUAUUAUUUUGAAGGCUCAGGAGCACCCAUAGGCAUUUGCUUUUUAGAAAUGUCCACUGUGAUGGCAAAAAUAUUUCCAGUUGCACUGUGUUUCUGAAAGUGAUGCAUGAGUAGGAUUGGAUUAUGUCAUUUUAAUGUAUUAAACCCGGUGAAAACCCAGUUUUCAUGUAUGAUUCACUUUUUUGUAAACAUGGGGUUAAAAUAAAACUUUUGUGGUUUUUCCAAAGCUUAGUAUUUUAAAGCCAGGUGAAAAUCUGAACUAGUGAUUCUUUGUUGGAAUAUGCAGAGGUCAUUCUUCACUAUCUUUUAGUUCUUAAAUUAUAGCUCACAAAGAAUUGUUUUGGUCAGUAACCCACUUUGAAAAUACUCAUACUUCUUGGGAGUCUGACUGCCUAAGUACCUGUUUGUAUCAUUCAUCACAUAUACACAUCUAACAAAAAGCAUUCUUGACCAUGAAAUAGUAUGUUACAAAGCUGGUUUCAUUGAGUAGUCUUUUAAGAUACUCAGUGAUGCAAACCAAAUAGAUUUUUCCCAUGUCAUGAUGUUGUUUUUCUUUUAUUUUUUAAAAUUCAGCUGUGAUUUAUUACUUUCUUUUUCAUAAAUUAACUAACUUUUGGUAAUGUUUACUUUAAAAAUGUAACAUGUAAAAAUUUAAACCUGUAACUGUGUUUUAAGGGCUGUUCAUGUAAUCUGAGCUAAUUUUUAGCUUUUUCACAAACGUACAAAUAUUGGUAUACGUGACGUAUGCUUCAUGCUCAGUCUUCACCCUGAGAGGGUGAAGCAAGUUCACAUGCUGAAGAUGUUUUACUGUAAUUAAACUGGCUAUGAUUUCUUGAAAACCUGACACUAAAAAAAUAGUGGAUUUUUCCCCCUUCCAUUGCUGAUGGUCAGACAGUAAAAAACAGCAAAUGUUUCCCUAGUUUUCCAAGGUGGCAGCUUUUGUGAUAGAUGUAGGAACCCAUUUCAAAAAGCCACAGUCCUAUUUGUGUUACCACUAAUGAUUGCACUAUUUAUUUUUUAACAGUUGCAAAAAUACAUAAAAUCACAAUUGAAAUUUGUGGUAUUUAUUUAUAUACAUGUCUACAAAAUAUUACAACAUUUGUUAUUUUUAAUUAAGUUUCUUGAUGCACAGAGAACUCCCAAACUUGCUUAUCUGCAGAAGGAAAGACUUGGUAUAUAGUGUAAUGGUUCAGUCUUGUGGAUUACUGUCAUUUUUGGUACUUGCAUUUGACUUUAUUAUAUAAUCUGUGAAAAUGAGAUAAAUGGAGACUCCUACCUCAAUAGUUCAUGGAAUAAUAAAAAACCUAGUGUUGUGUCUAAUGUUCUUCAAAAAAAUUAAUAUCCUCACUUGGAGAUUGUCAAAUAUAUUCAUAUAUAUAUAUAUACUUUGAGAACUGACUUAUAUAAGGUGCCCUGUAGGACUCUUAAUACAUAUUUUUGACUGACCCAUAUUAUUUGCAAUUGCUAGAUAUUUCUCCCUUUUUAGAGCAAGAACAGUAAAUGUUAAUGUAAGGAGCAUCUGUAUCAUUUAACUUCUUUGUAGACAUGAAUUUCUAUCAAAAUGUUCUUUGCACUGUAACAGAUAUCCUUUUUUCAACAAUCUUAUUUCAGAAAGCAUUAUUGGACUUCAAAGGAUUUGAUAAUAUCCUAGUCCUUGAUAUGGUUGCAGGGACUAGAGCAGUUUUCAUCUUCAAAUGAGUCUGCAGUCAGUAUCGAAUGUGAGUUUGGACUGCUUGGCAGCAUUGUAUAUUUCUUAUACAGAACCUUGAUGAGCUCUAUUUUUAAACAUACUAGCCUUCUGACAGAAACCCUAUCCUAUUGUUUCUCUCCCUCAUACACAUACACAAAAUCAGCCUUCUGUCUUUGUGACAAAAAUGUACUUUGAUUAUUCCCAUAGAGAUGGAGGAAAGGUCUAAUACUACUUAGCCUUAAGUGUUUCUGUCAUUGUUCAAAUGUAUUUUCUGUAACAGAAACAUAUUUGGAAUGUUUUUCUUUUCCCCUUAUAAAUUGUAAUCCCUAGAAUACUGCUGCUUUAAAAGUCUCAUAGUCAGAUUAUUAUAUAAUCUAACAAUUGACUAUUGUAAAUACACUUGUCUUACCUCUCAAUAAAAGGGUACUUUUCUAUUAA
Ictidomys tridecemlineatus (thirteen-lined ground squirrel) is the source of this 2910-nucleotide messenger RNA. The record is from RefSeq and is a predicted model, not a curated record. Lineage: Eukaryota; Metazoa; Chordata; Mammalia; Rodentia; Sciuridae.